GUGGGAUUCCUCGCAGGUUAGUGUGUGCAUGGACCAUCGGCACGACCGCCACCUCCAGGACCGGGCACCAACCACUGCGCAGCCGCUAACUCACAGUAAUGGGGAACGCGGAGUCAUCCGGAGCGUGCUGCGUACCACGGUCUUCAGAGAUGGUGGUCGAUCACCCCGAGUUUGAGAAGGCGGGGAGGGAGCCGGGCCUGCAGGUCUGGAGGAUCGAGAAGUUUGACCUGGUGGCCGUGCCGCAGAAUCAUUACGGGUCCUUCUUCACCGGAGACGCCUACAUCGUCCUGUGCACCAUAAAGCAGCGCUCCGGGAACCUGCAGUACGACCUCCAUUACUGGUUGGGUGAUGCGUGCACUCAGGAUGAGAGCGGAUCUGCCGCCAUCUUUACGGUCCAGAUGGACGAUCACCUUGGAGGAAAACCCAUCCAGAACCGCGAGGUCCAGGGCUACGAGUCGCCAGCUUUCUUGGGCUACUUUAAGUCUGGCAUCAAGUACAAGGCGGGGGGUGUGGCCUCAGGGUUCACUCACGUGGUCCCCAAUGAUGUGUCCAUCGAGCGACUGCUGCAGGUGAAGGGGCGCCGCAUGGCUCGUGCCACCGAGGUGCCAGUGUCCUGGGGGAGCUUCAACCAGGGAGACUGCUUCAUCCUGGACCUGGGAGACGAAAUCUACCAGUGGUGCGGAUCAAAGGCAAAUCGUUUUGAGAAGCUUAAAGCCACCGCCGUCGCCAAAGACAUCCGUGAUAAUGAGCGACACGGCCGUGCCAGAGUGUACGUGGUGGAGGAGGGGACGGAGCGCGAGAAGAUGAUUCAGGUUCUGGGGGAGAAGCCGGAUUUACCAGAGGGAACGCCCGAUGACGUUAAAGCAGAUGCCACCAACAGGAAGCUGGCCAAGCUGUACAAGGUGUCUAAUGGCGGCGGCCCAAUGUCCGUUUCUCUGGUCGCAGAUGAAAACCCAUUCACCCAGUCUGCCCUGAACUCCGACGACUGCUUCAUCCUGGACCACGGAUCUGACGGAAAGAUCUUCGUCUGGAAAGGUAAGAGUGCCAACGUAGAGGAGAGGAAGAUGGCCCUAAAAACCGCCACAGAGUUCAUUUCCAAAAUGGGAUAUCCUAAGCAGACGCAGGUACAAGUCCUCCCGGAGUCUGGCGAGACGCCGCUCUUCAAACAAUUCUUCAAGAACUGGCGAGACAAGGAGCAGACGGACGGGAUGGGCAUCGCGCAUGUUUCCAACCACAUCGCCAAGAUCGAGAACGUUCCGUUUGACGUCAGCUCUCUGCACGAGUCCCCGGCCAUGGCCGCACAGCACGGGAUGGUGGACGAUGGGCAUGGCGAGAAGCAGAUUUGGCGCGUCGAGUCCUCGGAGAAGGUCCCGGUGCUGGAGUCGCUGUACGGUCAGUUCUGUGGAGGCGACAGUUACAUCAUUCUCUACAACUACAGCCACGGUGGAAAGAAAGGACAGAUCAUCUACACCUGGCAAGGAUUGGAUUCAUCUAAGGACGAGAUAACUGCCUCCGCCUUCCUGAGCGCCCAGCUGGACGAGGAGCUAGGGGGCGGCCCGGUGCAGGCGCUGAGAAGCCAGGUCCGCGUGGUGCAGGGGAAGGAGCCCGCUCAUUUGCUCAGCCUGUUUGGUGGAAAGCCUCUGAUUGUCUACAAAGGGGGGACGUCCCGACAGGGGGGGCAGACCCCGGCCGCUGAGAUCCGUCUCUUCCAAGUGCGGGCGUCGUCUUCUGGCUUCUCCAGAGCCGUGGAGGUGGAACCCUCAGCUGCUAAUCUGAACUCCAAUGACGCCUUUGUCCUGAAGACGUCCGCCACCGCCUACCUGUGGGUGGGACAAGGCGCCAGCGACCCAGAGAAAAGCGGAGCCCGGGAAUUGUUGGACGUACUCGGAGUCUCCGGAUCAGAAAUCGCGGAAGGAAGGGAAACCGAUGACUUUUGGGGAGCACUGGGAGGGAAGGCUCCGUACCGCACCUCCUCCCGGCUGAAGGACAAGCUGGACGCCCACCCCCCGCGUCUGUUCGCCUGCUCCAACAAGAUCGGCAGAUUUACUAUUGAGGAGGUUCCCGGGGAGAUCACUCAGGACGAUUUGGCCACCGAUGACGUCAUGAUCCUGGACACCUGGGAUCAGGUCUUUGUCUGGAUUGGAAAUGAAGCUCAAGAGGAAGAGAAGAAGGAAGCGCAGUCGUCGGCUUCUAAGUACAUUGAGUCGGACCCCUCCAGCAGGGACAAGCGGACCCCCAUUGCGGUUAUUAAACAGGGAUUUGAGCCCCCCACCUUCACCGGCUGGUUCUUGGGCUGGGACUGCGACUUCUGGGCAGUGGACCCCCUGGAGAAGGCGCUGGCGGAGCUGAACAUGUGAUGCGUAACGUGCGGUCAGCGACUAAUGUGCCUUCACUGCCUAUGAGGACCCCCCCCAGAGACUGUAGAGGCCCCUCUAGCUGUGCAAUAACCACACCCUUCUGGUGAAGCCCCCAGUAAUUCAUGAUGUGUGAAAGUAAUAAAGCUUCGAUUGGAACCAAC
Messenger RNA from Bufo bufo (common toad), 2518 nucleotides. It is a transcript of the gene GSN, whose product is annotated as gelsolin. Bases 99 to 2357 code for a protein of 752 amino acids. NCBI's taxonomy places the organism in Eukaryota, Metazoa, Chordata, Amphibia, Anura, Bufonidae. Gene Ontology annotation, biological process: actin filament severing; actin polymerization or depolymerization; barbed-end actin filament capping. The record is from RefSeq and is a predicted model, not a curated record. The transcript has 18 exons. Gene Ontology annotation, cellular component: cytoplasm; actin cytoskeleton. Gene Ontology annotation, molecular function: phosphatidylinositol-4,5-bisphosphate binding; actin filament binding.